This is a messenger RNA of Pleuronectes platessa (European plaice), 2046 nucleotides long. RefSeq names its product keratin, type 1, gene c5 (gene krt1-c5). Gene Ontology annotation, molecular function: structural molecule activity. The record is from RefSeq and is a predicted model, not a curated record. The transcript is spliced from 9 exons. Lineage: Eukaryota; Metazoa; Chordata; Actinopteri; Pleuronectiformes; Pleuronectidae. The coding region runs from base 111 to 1379 and encodes 422 amino acids.
CUGUGGCUAAACUCACCUGUGAGAUCUGGUCCAGCAGCUGCAGUCCCUCUCAGCACCAGGGUGGAAACCAGCAGAAGAGAAGACUCAAGAACUGACCUCCAUAGGACACCAUGGCCUCCACCCACUCCGUGCGCAGCUACUCCCUUCGCCAGCCCUCCUUCUCCAGCACGUCUGUGAGGGACAGCGGACGCAGCUUCCGCUCCAAGCCUUCCGUCUCUCCUCUGUCCCGCUCCGUCUCGGUGGGGAACGGCCUCAACAUGCUGGGCUCCAGCCUCAACUUCAACGGCCUCGGUGUCAGCACCUGCGACAAGGAGACCAUGCAGUGCCUGAACGACCGGCUGGCCACCUACCUGGACAAGGUGCGCUCGCUGGAGAGGUCCAACGCCGAGCUGGAGGUGAAGAUCAAACAGAUCAUGAUGGAGAAGGUUCCAAAGGGUCACGACAUCGAGGGGAUGAUGGCCCAGGCGCAUGUCAUCGGGCAGCAGGUGAGAAAGAAGUCGCUGGAGAACGCUCGGAUCAUGCUGGAGAUUGAUAACGCCAAGCUGGCAGCCGAUGACUUCAGGGUCAAGUGGGAGGCGGAGGCCAGCCUGUGCCAGUCGGUGGAGAGGGACUGUCAGGCUCUGCGGAGAGCGAAGUCCGACCACGACCAGAUCAUCGCCACGCUGCGAGGGGACCUGGACAGCCUGAAGGAGGAGCUCUACUUCCUCAAGAAGAAUCACGACGAGGAGCUGAGCUCCCUCAAGGGGCGUCUGACCAACGAGCAGGUGAACGUGGAGGUGGACGCGGCCCAGAGUCCGGAUCUGGGGGCCACGCUGGCCGAGCUGAGGGUCCAGUAUGAGGGCAUCACCCGCAAGAACAAGGAGGAGGCUGACACCUGGUACCUCAAGAAGUUGGACGCAGUGCAGUCGGAGGUCAGAGAAAGCAACGAGGCUUUGCGUUCUGCCCAAACUGAGCUCAGCGAGAGGCGACGCUUCCUGCAGGCGCUGGAGGUCGAGCUCGGGAGCCUUCGCAAACAGGUCAGUGUGUUGGAGGGAAACCUGGGGGAAACUGGACACAAGUACUCGGUGGAGAUGGACCGUCUCCAGGCCACACUGACCCAUCUGGAGGACGAGCUGUCUCAGCUGCGUCUGGACAUGCAACGCAACAAGACCGACUACGAGCAGCUGCUGCGCAUCAAACAGAACCUGGAGAUGGAGAUCGCCACCUACAGGCGGCUGCUGGAAGGAGAGGAAAUGGUGAAGGAAAUAACUCCACCUCCUAAAAAAGACCCUGAGAUAAGGACCAGGAAGAUUGUAAAAGUCGUCACUCAGACCAUGAUUAAUGGGAAAGUGGUGGAUGAGUCCAGCGAGGUGGAGCAGAUUGAAGAACUUAAAAAAUGAACCACAGCUCGUGAGGAGACGGAGCCGUAAACGUGCUGAUGCCUUUCAGCUACAUCUAGUAUGAGGACUUGUGUCCUUUUUAUGUCUAACUAAAGAUUUAAAGGUCAAGAACGAGCAUCUUAUUUAAAGGAAUAGUUUGUCAUUUUAGGAAAUAUGCCUUUUAGUCUUCUUGCCAAGAGUUAGAUGAAAAGGUUAAUAUUAUGUUCACUGCGUUGAAACCACAGGAAGCAGGUCCUCAGCAUAAAACAGCAAUAAAACCUGCAAACAAGGGGAAACAGCUGAGACAUGUCCAGUGGUAAACCAAUCUGCCAACCAGCACCUUUAAAGGUUUUAUCUUAAUUCAGAAAAAUCCAUAUCCAUAUUUAGUGAUCUUGUCAGGGAAGUGAAUCUGAGUAUUUCCCAAAAAUGACAAAAAGCUAUUUCUUUUUACCUUUAGUACUAACAGGAGAAUGCUGGAAAGUUACAAUGAUAAUAGUCAAUAUUAUUAUUUGAAAAUUGUCAGUACUGUAAACAAAUGUUUCUAGAAAAUGUCAUUCUUGCAACAGUAUCAACUGUAUUUGUUUGACUGUAAGAAAAAUUAUGUGCGAAUUGUGACCUAGUUCUAUUGUAGAAAUAAGCAAAUCAAAGCCGAUGUACAGUGUCAAUAAACCAGUGUGUUUAAAAAUAA